AUGGAAAACCAGCUGAUAUUGCCCCCGAUUAUCAUGGGUGGCGCCGGAUUCAGCUACCAAUUGCAUUCCCAGCCAGACCAAAUCCCCAUCAGCAAAAUCAUUCGGCGUGCCUUUGAUCGUGGGAUUAGGGCUAUCGACACUUCGCCUUACUACGAACCCUCGGAACAACUCCUGGGCCAUGCACUCACCAGCCCCGAAAUCCGCGACAGGUACUCUCGCGAGGACUACAUUUUAAUGACUAAGGCGGGAAGAAUCUCUGCAGAUGAAUUCAACUACUCCCCUGAAUGGAUUCAAGCGUCGGUUGCACGAUCUCUCAGCCGAUUAGACACAGCUUACCUAGACGUUGUGUUUUGCCAUGACGUGGAGUAUGUCUCUUGUAACCAAGCAGUGGAGGCUGUCGGUUCUCUGUUUGAGCUGAAAAGACAGGGCAAGGUCAGAUUUAUCGGUAUUUCGGGGUAUUCAAUCGAAAGCCUCGUGCGAGUUGCUCGACGGGUCAGGCAGGUCUAUAACCAACCGCUAGAUGUCGUGCAGAACUGGGCGCAACUGACAUUACAAAACUCACGCCUUGAGACCGUCGGCAUCCCAGCACUGCAGGAAGAAGGCGUCACAGUAAUCUGCAACUCCAGUCCACUUGCAUCGGGUCUACUGCGCUCUACAAGCGUGCCUUCUGGCAAAUUGGGGGACUGGCAUCCUUCGCCAACUGGUUUGCGUGAGGCUGUUCGCGCAGCUUCCGAUUGGGUUGAGUCGCAGGGGUCGACGCUGGUGAACCUGGCUCUUCGGUUCUCUAUUGCUAGAGCGAUGAAGAUAUCCUCGUCGGGGAAGAGGACCCGAGUUCAUACCAUCGUUGGAGUGAGCUCUAUUGACGAUAUCGAAGAUAACGUGAAGGCCACCACUGCUAUUCUGCGACGUUUAAAUUCAUUGUCUAAUGAUCCUACGACCGAGGAAGUCAAUGUCUCGGCUUUGACAGAAAUUCGAGAAGAAGUCGAGCAUAGAGACCUCGUUUUGUGCCAGGGCGUGCGCAGGAUAUUGGGCGAUUGGUGUAGCGAGGCCCGGACUCGGUGCAACGGCGAUACGCCAUGUGGCCGUUGCUUCGAUCUUCAUUUGCGAUGCCGAUAUGACCGCGAAGUCAAAAAGCGCGGACGUAGGUCUAAUGCAUCUAAAGGGAUACAACGACAGAUGUUAGCAAGAGAUAUCGCGGACAAGGAUACUCGCUCUCCAGAAGCAUCCUCUGCAAAACGAAAUAGCACCCGGGAAGAGACCGAAGUGUACCAACACACGCCAGUCUCGAAUUCGGUUGAGCUUCGGCCUGCACCAGCGCGAACUUGGGAAAAUGGGAUGACCCAAAGUUCCCAAGGUGUUGGGAAUGAUCCAGCACUCAAUAGAUCUGGGUUUUCCGCUUCUACAAGACACACACCGCUCGUAAAUGCCCCGGCUUUUGAUUCAUUUUGUCGCUAUUCCUGCCUGGAACCACUCCUACCGGCGUUGAAAAACAUAAUCCCGGCUGAAGAGGCCUGUGACCUUCUUGACAUAUACUUUGUUGAGCCUGGUAAUUCUCUAUUCAGCAUUCACUCGCCUUACGUACUCACGCCAGUCUUGCGCAAGAAGUCUCUUCUGAGCUCAACAAACCCACGCCCUACAUCUCCCGCGUUGCUUUCGACAAUACUUUGGUGCAUGGCGCACACGGCCAAUAUCAAUGCUUUUCGUGUUCCAGGAUCCAGGGAACGGAUCAUAAACAAACUCUUUUCAUUAUCUCUGUCUUUUUUUCAUCAGAGGGAUAUGGAUAAUUGGCAUCGUGUUCCCGGCGGAUGGAGAUUUGAGCGUGAUUUCACAGGUGCUUUGGCAGACGGGUUUGAUUCCAACAUGACUUGGACGACAUUCACUAAGAAACCUCAGCCUACCGUUGACGAUGUUCUCACUCUUACUCUUCUGACCACAGUUAUUUCUGGGGGCGAAUUCAAAUCUGACUCUGUCAAGUGGUCAGAUAAAGCAAUGCGUCUAGUAAAAUACCUUGGUUACCAUUCCGAGGCAAUGAUCUGCAGUGGUACUUCAGAGACAUCCAACCAGCCGGCUUCUCUUGAAGUUAUCGUAGAGCAAGAGGAGCGGCGAAGGCUCUUGGACUCUGAGUGUCAUGUGUUCAUUCCGCUUGACGAACACGUGUGGCAAAAUAUUGAGAAAGCCACACCUGAAAUCCUAUCGUCUCGAGUUUAUGGAUCGGCGAAUACUAUCUCCGGAACUGGGGUAUUUGAAUUUUUCCUUCCACUUAUGGCAAUUCUAGGGGACAUAAUUGAUCUUCGCCUGCGUCGAAAUAACCCUCGUCUAGGAGUCAUUGAUGAUACGUCAAGUCUGAACGCCAUUAAAAAAUGUCUCUGCGACCUAGAAUCUGGCUUGAAUCAUUUCUCCUUAUUGCCUGGUGUACCAACCCCAGGAGCACACAAUAUGGCAUUUGAGGAUGGUGGGAGCACAAUGUUUUCACCAACGCAAAGAAGUCCCGAAUUUGACAACAACACUCAAUAUGACACUAGAUUCGAGCAUGUCUCAACUGCAACUGAAACUCGCACGGCACUGGCUGUCGCCUACGCCAGGUAUAUCGUACAUGUUCUCCAUGUGCUGCUUCAUGGCGAAUGGGACGCCAUCACCAUGCUCGAAGACGAGGGCAACUGGAUCGCGUCGUCGAAUUUUCCAGAAUGUGCUUUCCAGGGUAUAGCCGCUGCCCAGGCGGUUUCCGAAAUCUUGGAAAUAGACCCUGAAUUGGCGUUUAUGCCGUAUUUGUUCGGCAUAUACCUCUUUCACGGCAGUUUUGUUCUUUUGUUGUUUGCCGAUCGUAUGCCGCAGGUCGGACCGAAUGCAUCGGUGGAACAGGCAUGUGAGGUGAUAAUUAGGGCUCACGAGGUCUGCGUCGUAACUUUGAGUACAGACUUUCAGGUAUUGUUCUACUUUCUUCAUGUUAUUUACUUCUAUAAUAUCAACAUAUGCUGA
This is a messenger RNA of Talaromyces rugulosus, 2976 nucleotides long. RefSeq lists its product as uncharacterized. The coding region runs from base 1 to 2976 and encodes 991 amino acids. NCBI's taxonomy places the organism in Eukaryota, Fungi, Ascomycota, Eurotiomycetes, Eurotiales, Trichocomaceae. The transcript has 6 exons. The record is from RefSeq and is a predicted model, not a curated record.